Messenger RNA from Pochonia chlamydosporia 170, 1983 nucleotides. Its product is annotated as HET domain-containing protein. The transcript has a single exon. NCBI's taxonomy places the organism in Eukaryota, Fungi, Ascomycota, Sordariomycetes, Hypocreales, Clavicipitaceae. Bases 1 to 1983 code for a protein of 660 amino acids. The record is from RefSeq and is a predicted model, not a curated record.
AUGAGACUCAUCAACACCAAGACCUACCAGUUAUUCGAGGAGGAUGAGCUACUUAAGGGGGGCACAUCAUUCCCACGUUACGUUAUACUAUCGCACACCUGGUUGCCUUCUACCAACAGCCAUCCAGCAGAGGUCACAUAUGAAGACAUGAGAACGUCCUCCACCGUGCCACUUCAAAGACGGUCGAAAGAAUCCGGCUGGUCAAAACUCCAGAACUAUUGUCAACGCGCUAGAGCAGACGGUUUCGAAUGGGCCUGGAUGGACACAUGCUGCAUCGACAAGUCCAACGCCGCAGAAACACAACAAGCUAUAAACGCCAUGUUUCGCUGGUACAGAAAUGCAUACCUGUGUUAUGCAUAUCUCGUAGACUUUGAACUCCCACCUACCGCAAACGCACAAGCUUUUGACGAAGAAUCUUGCGGUUCAGUGUGGUUCACUAGGGGAUGGACUCUUCAGGAGCUUCUAGCACCACGAGAGGUUGUCUUCCUAAACAGAAAUUGGGAAAGUCUUGGAACUCGAGGGGACUUGAGUGAUAGGCUCUUCGCAGUCACGGGCAUUGGGUAUGAGAACCUGACUCGUUUUGAACCACGAGACUUGACCAGGGCGUCAAUAGCCGCCAAGCUAUCCUGGGCAUCCCAGCGGCAGACGACAUAUGAGGAAGACGAGGUUUACUGCCUAUUUGGCAUUUUUGGUGUGUCUUUGGCCCUAAUGUACGGCGAAGGCAGGGAGGCGGCAUUCAGGAGAUUUCAAGAAGAGCUGAUUCAGCAAUUCGAUGACGAUUCCAUUUUUGCCUGGACCGCUCCAAGUCCUGCUCAUACUAGAAGGUCUUUACCGAGUCUCGAGUGGCCACCGAUAGCCGUUCAAGAAGCAAACCCUGAUGAAGCAUAUUGGAGUCCUAGCGCUUCGUUGCCAGUGCUCGCCAAAUACAUCACCUGGUUUAGAGACUCUUUUUCAGUCAAGUACUCUCCUAGUUGCGAAAACAAUCACGCCUCUCAAGUCAGGGGCCCUUCUUCAAUGGGCACCUUCAGCCACGACCCUGUCGGCGGGUUCUCCAUGAUGAACGGGCGAUUGAGCAUCUCUAGACAUAUAUUUAACUGUCAGCGCCUCGACGAUAUUUUCAUUUUGCAGCUCAAUUGCUGGGUGAACUCGGGGCCGCCAUUCAGAAUCGGUGUACCAAUAUGGCUAAGAGACAACUCACGAGUAGCCUGGCCACUAUUGGGACUGCUGCAAAGCCGUCCACCAAGGCCCCUGGCCUGGCGAACAUUUCAACCUGACCACACUGACGAGUUUUAUAUAUUCACGAGCAACACUGGUUUCUUGAAAAGACUGAUUCUCGAUUGUACAGGCCCUCAACUCUCUAUCCAACCAGACCUCUCGAGACAGCAGCCAUUGUUCCUCCGGUGGCAAGACUCAGAGUCCGUCGUUUGUUCAUAUACCAAAUUUAUACGCGCUCCACCAAUCACGUACCAUUUGCGCCCAAAGUCGACUAUGCUAUCAUCCGGGACGGCGAUUCACUCAACUCCGGUAUUCCACUUCCGCAUUGAGCCGGGUGACAUGCUGGAAGUCGCCUUGACGCUUGAGUUGGUAGACUCGGACGGAUAUCAUUUCAUGCUUGUUGCCAGUAUCUCCAGCGAGGGGCUUGAGCGAAUUUGGCGGAACCCAGUGAAUAACAUACCUGAACCUGUUGCUACUGCAGAGGGCCAUCAACCGCAAUGUACGCAUGAGAAGCUCGUAUGGCGGCUUCGAGACACGGACAUCCACGUGCGAAUUCAGCCUUGUUCGCCAGCGCUAUUUACCACCAGUCCCGAGGCUGUCAAGGCAUACGUGCUGAAAGUUGAGAUUGAGAAUAUUGAGGCUAUGAGAUUCACGGGCCAUACGUCGAGGGCUCGAGACUGGAAGCGUGAUAUGGGGCAUACCCAUCUAGUAAAUGGCCCUAGGGCUCCGCCAGCGACACCAGCAUCAUCAGUAACCUCAUCUCAAUGA